This is a messenger RNA of Sinocyclocheilus grahami, 640 nucleotides long. Its product is annotated as ras-related protein Rab-34-like. Gene Ontology annotation, molecular function: GTP binding; GTPase activity. The record is from RefSeq and is a predicted model, not a curated record. Lineage: Eukaryota; Metazoa; Chordata; Actinopteri; Cypriniformes; Cyprinidae. The transcript has 9 exons. Bases 35 to 640 code for a protein of 201 amino acids.
UCCCGCGUCCCUCUGCUUUACACACAAUUCACCGAUGCUCAAGUGCUUCAACAAAGGUGCUGCUUUGAACACAGAGGAUGAAUUUCACGGCAAGGUGAAGACGGCCUGUCUGCAGCAGAGGACAGGAACUGUGGGGUUUAAGAUCUCCAAGGUCAUUGUAGUGGGUGAUCUGGCAGUGGGGAAAACCUGUCUGAUUAAUAGGUUUUGUAAAGAUGUCUUUGACAAAAAUUACAAGGCCACCAUUGGUGUGGACUUUGAAAUGGAGAGAUUUGAAGUCCUUGGGGUCCCUUUCAGUUUACAACUGUGGGACACUGCAGGACAGGAGAGAUUUAAAUGCAUUGCCUCUACAUACUACAGAGGAGCUCAGCCUGUAAUCAUUGUGUUUGAUUUGACUGAUGUGGCUUCACUGGAGCAUACAAGGCAAUGGCUGGAGGACGCAAUGAAAGAGAAUGAUCCUACCAGUGUACUACUCUUCUUGGUAGGCACAAAGAAAGAUCUGAGUUCUCCUGCACAGUAUACACUAAUUGAGCAGGACGCCAUUAAACUGGCAGAUCAGAUGAAAGCAGCGUACUGGGCUGUGUCCACCUUGUCUGGGGAGAAUGUUAGAGUUUUUCUUCAGAGUGACAUCUUUAAAGUUUGA